Molecule: messenger RNA, 309 nt
Organism: Pygoscelis adeliae (Adelie penguin)
Lineage: Eukaryota; Metazoa; Chordata; Aves; Sphenisciformes; Spheniscidae
Product: neuroligin-2-like
Exons: 1
Biological process (GO): neuron cell-cell adhesion; modulation of chemical synaptic transmission; chemical synaptic transmission
Cellular component (GO): synapse; postsynaptic specialization membrane; cell surface
Molecular function (GO): neurexin family protein binding; signaling receptor activity
Source: RefSeq, a predicted model, not a curated record
AACUACGACAUCCUCAUCGGCGUCAACCAGGGGGAGGGGCUGAAGUUCGUGGAGGACUCGCUGGAGAGCGAGGACGGCAUCUCCGCCUCCUACUUCGACUUCACCGUCUCCAACUUCGUGGACAACCUCUACGGUUACCCCGAGGGGAAGGACAUCCUACGGGAGACCAUCAAGUUCAUGUACACGGAUUGGGCCGACCGGGACAACGGGGAGAUGAGGCGUAAGACGUUGUUGGCCCUCUUCACCGACCACCAAUGGGUGGCCCCGGCGGUGGCCACGGCCAAGCUCCACGCCGAGUACCAGUCGCCC